Molecule: messenger RNA, 1557 nt
Organism: Lithohypha guttulata
Lineage: Eukaryota; Fungi; Ascomycota; Eurotiomycetes; Chaetothyriales; Trichomeriaceae
Exons: 1
Coding region: 1-1557 (518 amino acids)
Source: RefSeq, a predicted model, not a curated record
AUGACCACAUAUCCCGAAGAACGCGUCCUUAAACUGCUCGAUCCUGUUCCGAGCGAUGUGAACGAAUGGCCUGACUUUGCCCUGCGGGAAGUGAAGAUCUUUUACCAAGGCAAAGGCAGGUAUGCUGAUCUCCUCGAAGCUUCUGAGCAGGUGCCACUAUGUGUUCUAGGAGAAUUGAUGCCACUUGAGGACGAGCAAGAACAUCUUGCAGUACUGGAGAAUCCUACCUAUGUUCGCAUGAAGAUUGACAAUGUCAUGAAUUAUAGUUUCGGACAGAACGAUGAUGGUAAGCCAGUUAUUUGGGCAGCAGGCAAGGCUGGCUGGUAUGAGAUUACGCCGUCUGAUCGAUACAUCAGCCAUUACAACAACACUGCAGAGGCCAUUGAUAUGUUCUAUUUCAUGGUUGAUCAGCACCAGAGACUAGGGCCGAAGCGAAAGAGGCUAGGUUUUCUCAUCGAUCCAUUCUUGCGCGAGUAUCAGAAGCACACGGAUUAUCGGGUGGACGACGACGAUGAAGCUAUGGAGAUCCUACACAAACACCACAAGUUCCUGCUCAAACAAAUGAUAGAAGAGAGGGAAGAUGUAGACUGGUCUCAGACACAUCUUUGGAAACAUCUAGCUGCAACAUACAACGACGAGAUCGAGGAAUUGCGAGCGAGUUUAGCCCAAGAGGCCCAAGUGGACAUAGUAGUACUAGAGCAAUCGUCCGGUGGCGAAGAAGGCUUACAAGAGGAAAUUGCGACAAGUUCGGUGGACGAAUCAUCUGACAACGACGAUUCUGAAGAUGCACCGCUGGUCAAAUCUAGUAGCUCUAGCACAGCCUCCGCAACAUCAACUGAUAGCGAAGCCGAGACCACCGACUGGACGAAACCCAUUUGGUCCUUGUUGAAUGUCUUGAGGAAAUCGCCGACCUUCGACAUCAAGACAGCCGGCAUUGACGACCUGGCACGUGAGGUGGAGAAGAUGCCAGCAUUCUUUGCUGGUCACAAAGGCGCUCUCAAAGCAAUCGAGCGAGCUGCUGAGCCUCUGCUUCGUUUGAUGAACGAAGCAAAAUUGCGGAAGAAAUUCAACUGGUCAACACGAGCCAUAUAUGCGGAACUAGAAGCAACACUGGCGGAAGAGAUAGCUGAUGAUAUACGUACCCCCGCCCCACGAACUUCGAAAAAGAAACACAGACUAAAGUCCGUACUAAGACCGAGUGGAGCAACUAAAGCUAGUAAGAAAACCUCCUCGUUAACCCCUGGCCAGAACGACAAUGAAGACGAGGUCAUGGAGGACGAUGUCACUCCGCGACCAGACCAUAUCCCGAUAGUGCAUAAACGAAGUCUAGCAGAUGGCCGACGUGAUUUCAGUGAGGAGUCUGGUGUCAGUCGAAUGGACAGUCCAAGUCGACAGCUUAAUGGUCACUUCAGUGGUGACGCUCUACCCGACUUGCCGCCAGCGCCUGAGGCUCAAGAAAUGCUUGACUUGGUCAGAAAUGAAGCUAAGAAGCAUGGUCGUGUAAACCAAGUACACCAUCUUGAGGCCUUGCUUGGCCAUUUCAACGGCGGGUUCUGA